Molecule: messenger RNA, 1657 nt
Organism: Hippoglossus stenolepis (Pacific halibut)
Lineage: Eukaryota; Metazoa; Chordata; Actinopteri; Pleuronectiformes; Pleuronectidae
Gene: pex26
Product: peroxisomal biogenesis factor 26
Exons: 6
Coding region: 235-1092 (285 amino acids)
Biological process (GO): protein import into peroxisome matrix; protein import into peroxisome membrane
Cellular component (GO): peroxisomal membrane; peroxisome
Molecular function (GO): ATPase binding; protein-containing complex binding
Source: RefSeq, a predicted model, not a curated record
CUGGUUUCUGAUUGGCUCGCGGUCUCAACCAGGAAGUGCAAGCGACUGUGGAAUGUAAACAACACGUAAAGGAGAAUAUCGGGUGUAAACGAGCGGUUUUCACGGGUUUAUUCAACCCUCAGCUAUAAACUAAGCUUCUAAACCUGUAGUAGCAUCCAUCGGUGUGGUAACUAGUAAGUUGUAUCAGUCAUUUUGGCUGUUUAACUGGGAUUUGUUCGAGCAGCUUCCCCACAGAUGCUCAACAUGUUGGAAGCGGCUGCAGAGCAAAUGGUGGUUCACAGAGAUUUCCAGGCAGCGUUUGACACAUGUGACCGAAGUCUGCAGAGUCUCUGCGGCCCGGAGGCAGAGGACAGCCGGUCCGCAGAGUUCAAGGCUGGUUUCUGCACUAUAGGGAUCCAAGCCCUGGCUGAGCUCAACCAGUGGCCCGGUGUCCUCCCCUGGGUCCUCCAGCAGUAUGAGCUCCAGGAGAAGAUACCUGCGAAGAUCAUGCAGAUGUGCAUACUUCUUUACUCGAAGGUGGGGGAGCCUGCUGUGAUGCAGGAGGCAGCCAGAGUUUGGUUACACUGUCCGUCCAACAGCAAAGCGUCGGGGUUCGGGACAGUCGCAGAACUGCACCUGCUGCAUGUCCUCGUCCCUCUCGGACGCACGGACGAGGCUCGGGAGUUGAUCGUCGGCGAGGUUGGGGGAAGGGCGUUCACGGAAGACCAGAGACGGACGGCGCUGGAUGUUGUAGAUGAAAGAGAGCAACAGAAUCUAGAGCCGCCUCUAAAUCCUGGUGGCAGCCCUAACUCUGCACAUAGUGUCUCAAAUAAAGGUGCUGUCAUCCAUAAACUCAAAGCCAUGCUCCGUUUUUUAUACAAAAAACUUUUUAUGACCGGCUCUGGCUCAUUCUCUCUGCAGAGAAUCUUUCUGGCAGCCGUCCUUCUCUACAUGCUCUUACUUCGAAUGGAUCCAGCUCUCCCGUCAUCAUUCCUGUGGAUUUCCAAACUUCUUGAGCUGCUCAAACAGAUGUGGAGCACCAUGGUUGCACCGUACUACCAUUCUCUCACUCAGAGCAAAGCACUAUUUACCCAAAACUUGGUGGAAGGAUGAGACAAGGGCCAAGAAAGAAGUCAGGACAUGUUGGCCUGUAUCUGGGCACAGAGGCACUUUUCACUUUCUUUAACGUUGCGAGAUAGGGUGUUUUUGACAUUCUCACCAGCUUCCAAGAGAAUAAUUCAUGAAUCUUGAUGAAAUAAAAUACAUUUAGAAUAUUUAUGAAUGUGAGCAGUGUGGUGAAUUGAAUUUAAUGGGACUGUUGGGCAUUGGCGUCAUCCUACCUAUGAAAACCAUCAGUCAUAUCAACAACCAGAGAAAAGCAUUUCCCGUGUAUGUUUGUUAAUUUUUUGUUAGAAACCUCAGACUUUUUUAUUGCUGCCACUAACACAUAUUUUCACAUGAAGACUAAUCCCUCUUGAUCAAUAACUUUAUUUAACCAGUACGAUUAGUCCCAGAUUUUACAGGAGCAGCAGUACCUACAUCACUUAUAACUCAGUUAUAAAGAAAUAACAAAGGAGUAAUAAUGGAUCAACAAUGUGAUCAGAAUGUCAAUGGAAGACAUACAAAUUAUGGGUGACAAAAUAUGACAAUGAAUAUGUGCAAUAAAUAUAUACAUAUA